Rotaria sordida is the source of this 778-nucleotide messenger RNA. The record is from the annotation of a GenBank genome assembly. Lineage: Eukaryota; Metazoa; Rotifera; Eurotatoria; Philodinida; Philodinidae.
ACAGGUAAACAUAUAUUCUAUAAUUUCAUUAAUUGAAAGAUUACAAUAAGAAUAGAUAAUACAAUGUUUCGUAAUUGUCUUUUAUUUUUUAGAUAAUUCAUCGCUUGAACAUACCCUCAAAGAACAAAUUACAAAACUUGAUCUUAUUCAUAAAGAUGAUGCCUUGUCAAUUCGUUAUUUACCAUCAAAUACUUUUUCUUCUUCAACUCUUACUUAUUUAUGUAUUAAUGUGCAAACUUUUACUGAUUUUGUUUGUUUACUUGAUGGUCGUCUCAAACAGUUGAGUACAUUGAUUGUUCAAUUAUAUCAAAUGGAUAUUGAUUCAUCAGUUGUUCAUAAUUUAGAUGAUCUACCUAAUCUAAAGUGUUUUUCAUUAAUACAUUAUGGUUUAAUUGAAGAAUAUGAUAAUAAAAUUGUAUCUCAUCUUCGUCGUAUGAUAAACUUGGAAAAAUUAACUUUACCACUAUCAUAUGAUGUGGAGAAAUUAUCUGACAACACUAUUCAAUCAUAUGAAAUUGUUGAAUAUCCUCAUCUUACUUUCCUUGAUAUUUCAUGGGCAAAUGGUUAUUACAUCGAACAGUUUCUAAAUGAAACCAAAACACAUCUACCUCGUCUGUCCAAAUUAAGGGUUCGAUAUGAAGAAUUAAGAAUUAUUACAAAAGAUUUUACACGAGAAAUAACACGACGUAAUUGUGCUAAUGUAACACGAUUAGUUAUUGAAAGAACAAUUGUCGGAAAUAAAAGACAAUUAUUUCGUUUGCAACAAACAAUAGAAUAA